AACAAUCUGCCAUCUGAGCCACACGGGAUAUUUUCUGUCUCUUUCUUUCCUCCAAAAAACAUAUUUCAAGAUGGGUAUCCUCGAAAAAAUAGGCGAGAUUGAAAAGGAAAUCGCUCGUACGCAGAAGAAUAAAGCCACGGAGUACCAUCUGGGUGUCCUAAAGGCAAAGUUAGCCAAGUACAGGACACAACUUCUAGAGCCUCAGGGGAAGAAGGGAGAAAAGGGAGAAGGCUUCGAUGUUAUGAAAAGUGGUGAUGCACGUGUAGCGCUUAUCGGUUUCCCUUCUGUGGGCAAGUCCACACUGCUGAGCACCCUCACCAACACUCAAAGUGCAGCUGCGUCAUACGAGUUCACGACGCUAACUUGCAUCCCAGGAGUCAUUGAUUACAAGGGUGCCAACAUCCAAUUGCUUGAUCUUCCAGGUAUCAUUGAAGGAGCCUCACAGGGCAAGGGUCGAGGCAGACAGGUCAUUGCAGUAGCUCGCACUGCUGAUCUUGUUAUCAUGAUGGUGGAUGCUACUAAAGCUGCGAAUCAAAAAGAACUCUUGACUGCUGAAUUGGAGUCUGUCGGCAUUAGGCUCAACAAGAAAAAACCUGGAAUCUAUUUCAAACAAAAGAAAGCGGGUGGCCUGAAAUUCAACGCCACGUGCGCGCUCACAAGGAUUGAUGAGAAGAUGGUGCAGAUGAUUCUACAUGAAUACAAGAUUUUCAAUGCUGAGGUUAUAUUCAGGGAAGAUUGUGGGGCCGAUGACUUGAUUGAUGUGAUAUCUGCCAACCGUGUUUACAUGCCGUGCCUCUAUGUCUAUAACAAGAUCGAUCAAGUGUCCAUUGAAGAAGUUGAUAGAAUUGCUCACAUGCCCAAUACUGUGGUGGUUAGUUGCAACAUGAAAUUGAACCUUGACUACCUGCUUGACCGUACGUGGGAGGCUCUCUCCCUUCUGCGCAUCUAUACCAAGAAGCCUGGAAGAGGACCAGACUUCUCUGACCCCAUCAUCCUACGAGGAGGAGCUUCAGUGGAGCACGUAUGCCACUCUAUCCAUCGGUCUAUUGUAGCUGUCUUCAAAUAUGCUCUUGUUUGGGGGAGGAGUACAAAGUUUAGUCCCCAGCGUGUUGGUAUACAUCACAUUAUGACUGAUGAAGAUGUUAUUCAGAUUGUUACCAAGAAAUAGACAAGUUGCCAUUAGAAUCUGUUAUAACCAUUUAUUGUUAAGGAUAUCAUGUAUGUUACAUAUUUUGGCAGUUCUAAAAUGUUUUGAUCUUUAAUAAAGAAAAAAAAAAAGGUAAUUGGAAUAUCAAUUAUUUGUCAUGAUUUUUUUUUAUUUUUUUAUUUAUUUAUUAUUUUUUUUAAUUUAUACAUUUUAUUACCUUUUCUAGAUUUGUUUUAUUAUAAUUAUCACUAUUUUUGUUUCCUUGUGAUGAAAUCCAUCAGGAAAUCAUGUUAAGAAACAAUAUGAAGCAUUGGUUGUUACAUGCUUCAUUGUCAUCAUCACCCUCAUCAUCAUAUCAUCUUAAUCAUUUGUGACAAUUACAAUACAUGGUUCCCACAAGGAAAAAUGUAUCAGUUCACUGUUAUUAAAUCCAAUCAGCAGUUUGCAAAACAAAAACAAAAUAAAACAACAAAAAAAAGUAAUUAACGCACAGGAUAAUCUUGGCUUCUUGUAUUCAUUAUUUUUCUAAAGAAAAUUAAAUAAGAAUUAGGGAAGGAAUAGUGAUACACAACAGCUUUACAGGGUUGAGUUUGUAAACAUAUGCUGCAGGCAAGUUAUGUGGGUCUUUUAGUUCCUGAGAGAGAUCGUGGGUUUUUCCUCAUAGUGAGACUAAUGGAAGCAGCUCCAAAGAAGGGUGCAAGGAAAUCUAAUAGUCAAGUUUCUUUCCUUCCUCACUAUUUAAGAGUGUGUCUAAAUCUCAGUGUCUUGUUUUUGUAUACAAAUUUUAUAUCCUCUUUUCAUGUGCAGAAAAAGUAAGAAAGGAAUUUUGUCAUAUCAUUGAUGAAAUAGGAGUUUUAUCUGUGAUAGGGAAGAAUUACUGAUUAAAAAAAAAAAAAAAAAAUCACUAGCAUGCUGAUACUUAAUCUAACAAAGAAAAUGAGACUGCCAUUUUCCGUGAUGUUUGAUUAAAGUUAUUAGAGUUAGUGCAUGCAGAAAAACAUAAAAGACUAUUGCUCAUUAACCUGUUGUUGCUGGGGAUGGUAUGUAUGAACAUCUCAUGUCCAGUGUGAUUUUAGUUGAUACUUAGUCACCAGUUAGUCAAUUACUAGUCCUAUCUAUUUUGCCUGUUUAUCCUUUUCCUUGAAUUUUGCAUUUUUUUAUUAGUUAAUAAUCAUGUUAAUAAUAUUAAAUUAAUAAUUAUGACAGUAAUAACAAUAACAUUGUCAAUAUUAACACCAAUAUAAAACAUUUUUACCAAACCUCAAGAAAAGGAGAAAUUGUGUUAUGUUAUGUAGGCCUACUGAUUGACCCUUUGGUGUCUGAGCAUUUGUGAAACCAUCAAUGUAUAAAGGCAUUUUGCAAAACAAAGCUACAAUGGAUAUUACAUGUUCCUGGUGGCAAUGGGUAAAAUAUAGAAGCUUAUUUUUAGACAAAUACAAAUACAAACAGGAAUGGCGAAUGACAAGAGCUGUUUUUCAUUUUAUUAAUGAGUUAACAGAUGAAUGAAUUCAUAAAUAAAUUACUGAUUGUCAUAAAUCGACACUGACAGCAACAGAAAGAUGAAUUAUGCAAAAGUAGGUAUACUUUCUUUUACCUACAUUCAAAGAACUUUUAUUAAUGUUGCUUCCACAUAGGAAAAGACAGUGGAUGAAGUCAUCUAUGGAUGACUUCAAGAAGUCAGUGAUUCUGUUGUAUUGAAACCUAAACAGUUCUCUAAACAGCCAAGGGAAAAGGUUUUCAUAACAAGCAAAGGAGUUCUUUUCAUGUUAAAUAGCAGAAGUUCCCCAGAACUCUUUGAGGAAAAAUGCUUACUUAAAAGAUAGGUGUUCUUGGUUCAGGUCAUUUACUGCCCCCCAAGUAAAUGAUGCCUGUGUAAAGUUUUAUAUUCCUUCACUAUAUUAUCUUGCUUGAGAACUGCCACACAUGAAAAGUUUUGGAACUCAAAAAUUAUUAUCUAUAUGCAUGACCAUUAUGUUUUCAUAUUUAUUAAUUAUUGUGACUGAAAUAGUUUUCUAUGGAAUGGAAACUACACAAUAAAGAAGUUCUUUCUU
Molecule: messenger RNA, 3198 nt
Organism: Penaeus indicus
Lineage: Eukaryota; Metazoa; Arthropoda; Malacostraca; Decapoda; Penaeidae
Product: developmentally-regulated GTP-binding protein 2-like
Exons: 8
Coding region: 71-1168 (365 amino acids)
Biological process (GO): cytoplasmic translation
Cellular component (GO): cytoplasm
Molecular function (GO): GTP binding; GTPase activity
Source: RefSeq, a predicted model, not a curated record